AUGAGUGAUAAAGUCUUUAGAUUAGAUGCUGGUUAUCAACAAUAUGACUGGGGUAAGAUUGGUUCUUCCUCUGCUGUAGCUCAAUUUGCUAGUCACUCUGAUCCAAGCAUAAAGAUCGAUGAAUCUAAACCAUAUGCUGAAUUGUGGAUGGGUACUCAUUCUAAGACUCCAUCGUUCAACCAUGAAACUAAGGAAUCUUUAAGAGACAUCAUUGCAUCAAACCCUGAACAAUACUUGGGUAAAGAUAUUAUUAAUAAAUUUCAAUCUACCAAUGAAGUUCCUUUCUUAUUUAAAGUUUUGUCUAUUGAAAAGGUGUUAUCAAUUCAAGCUCAUCCUGAUAAAGCUUUGGGUAAGAUUUUACGUGCCCAAGAUCCAAAAAAUUAUCCAGAUGAUAACCACAAACCAGAAAUGGCAAUUGCUGUUACUGAUUUCGAAGGGUUUUGUGGAUUCAAGCCAUUAGAUGAAAUUGCAGAUGAAUUAAAACGUAUUCCAGAAUUUACUAAUAUUGUUGGUGAAGAAACUUCAAAUGAAUUUAUUAACAAAAUUGAUAUCAACGCUAAGAAGGGUUCUAAGGAAGAUAUUGAAAACAAGAAAUUAUUACAAGCUGUUUUCAGUAAAGUCAUGAAUGCUGAUGAUGAAAAGAUUAUUGAAAAUUCAAAGAAAUUAAUUAAAAGAGCUGAGACUUCUCCAAGUGAUUUUAACAAAAAGGAUUUACCAGAAUUAUUAAUUAGAUUAAAUAAGCAAUUCCCAAAUGAUAUUGGUUUAUUCUGCGGUGGUUUAAUGUUGAACCAUUGUUCCUUAAAACCAGGUGAAGCUUUGUUCUUGAGAGCUAAAGAUCCUCAUGCUUAUAUCAAUGGUGAUAUCAUUGAAUGUAUGGCAGCUUCUGAUAAUGUUGUUAGAGCUGGUUUCACUCCAAAAUUCAAGGAUGUUAAGAAUUUAGUUGAAAUGUUAACCUACUCUUACGACCCAGUUGACGAACAAAAGAUGAAGUUAGAAGCAUUUGACAAAAAGUCGUCUGGUGCUGGUAAAGCUACCCUAUAUAAUCCACCUAUAGAUGAAUUUGCUAUCAUCCAAACUACUUUUGAUAAGUCAUUAGGUAAAAGACAAUUCAAUGGUUUAGAUGGACCAAGUAUUAUGAUUACCACUAAAGGUAAUGGUUACGUUAUCAAUGGUUCUCAAAAAUUGAAAGCUGAACCAGGUUUUGUUUUCUUUAUUGCACCAAAUACUUCAGUUGAAUUGGAAGCUGAAGACUCAUAUUUCACUACCUACAGAGCUUUUGUUGAACCAACUUUAUAA
Henningerozyma blattae CBS 6284 is the source of this 1296-nucleotide messenger RNA. RefSeq names its product mannose-6-phosphate isomerase PMI40 (gene PMI40). Gene Ontology annotation, cellular component: cytosol. Bases 1 to 1296 code for a protein of 431 amino acids. NCBI's taxonomy places the organism in Eukaryota, Fungi, Ascomycota, Saccharomycetes, Saccharomycetales, Saccharomycetaceae. Gene Ontology annotation, molecular function: mannose-6-phosphate isomerase activity; zinc ion binding. The record is from RefSeq and is a predicted model, not a curated record. The transcript has 2 exons. Gene Ontology annotation, biological process: carbohydrate metabolic process; GDP-mannose biosynthetic process.